Colias croceus (clouded yellow) is the source of this 1145-nucleotide messenger RNA. RefSeq names its product basement membrane proteoglycan-like. Bases 49 to 744 code for a protein of 231 amino acids. NCBI's taxonomy places the organism in Eukaryota, Metazoa, Arthropoda, Insecta, Lepidoptera, Pieridae. The record is from RefSeq and is a predicted model, not a curated record. The transcript has 3 exons.
GUGCCUGUUUUUGUAACUACUUCAAAUAAAAUAUAUAUAAUCUGUUUAAUGUUUGUCAGGGUAAACAAAAGGAAAAUAAAUAAAACACAUUAUUUUUAUACGCACUUUAUUAACAAAUCACAUUCUACAAAGAAGCUAAACACACAAACAAUUUCAGAAAUAACAGUGACAAUCCCACAAUUCGACGGGGACGCAAUGCUAUCCCUAACCCGACCACCUUCCGGUCGUACGGAACAACUCACGUUACCGGCCGCGCCCGGGUAUAUAGCGUUAAAUUUCACCACCGCGGAGCCAAGCGGCUUGUUGCUGUGGAUGAAUAUGGGAAUCAACUACGUAGGUUUAGGCCUCGAGAACGGCUAUCUCAAAUUGGCCCUAUCAUUACACUGUAACGAUGAAGAGGCAAAUUACUCCAAUACGCCAAAAGCUCUCUCCCAGAUAAUCCAAUCUGGCUUUAUGGCGGACGGAGACUGGCAUAGCGUAGUGUUUAAAUUGGGACCUAAGAUUUAUUUGAACGUCGAUGGUGAAGUUUAUGUGGAUGAAACGUGUAGUAAUGAUCACGAAUUUGUGGAAGUUGACACGUUUAUUGGUGGGGUAACUGAAGAUAUCUACGAAGUUAGGAAAAUAUUCCCCGAGAACUUCCGAGGUUGUAUCGACCACAUAUCAACGAAGCAGGAAACUUACACGAACUUCACACACGUUUACAGCGAGAACAUACUUAUGUGUCAACCCUUUCCGUCCACAUAAUAUAUUUUUUAGAUUUUUACACUUUUAACUGCCUUUGUUAUUUAUGUUGAGAUAGUUGUAAGUCCAAUACUCAUAGUACAAAAUCUUCUAGUCGUUUAGAUCGUGUUCUUGGUAUUUUUAAGUCUAGUACCAUCAUAGUGUUUACAUAUUUUAAGUUUAAAUGUUUCUAAUUAGUAAUUAGUAAGUAAGUAACUUAAAUGUCGACAAAAAUCUUAUGUUUUCAUAUUGUCUAAUGUCACUUUAUAUUGUUUUGUUGAGUUUAUUAAAUUUAUGUACAAUAUUUGAAAAUUGUCUUUGUUUAUUUAUACCGAUGUUUACAACAAAAUUAAGUGAUACUAACAAAAGGAUAAGGAUGUAGUAGUGUUUACUUGAAAUAAAAUAAAAGAUUGUCGUACACAAAA